Messenger RNA from Lactuca saligna, 1230 nucleotides. NCBI's taxonomy places the organism in Eukaryota, Viridiplantae, Streptophyta, Magnoliopsida, Asterales, Asteraceae. The record is from the annotation of a GenBank genome assembly.
AUGAGUGAACACAAACGGCAUGAGCAACAUAAAAUUGAGGAUAUAGGUGAUGUGGCUUGUGAUUUCAGCAAUCUUCCUGAUUGUAUUCUUCAUCAUAUUAUGUCGUUUAUGAAUACAACAGAAGCUGUAAAGACUUCUAUAUUAUCUACAAGAUGGAAGAACCUCUGGACUUUUUCUCCCAACAUUGAUUUUGACGAUAAAUUGUGUGCUACUCCUAGAUGGAGGAACACUGGCCUGACUUCCUUUGUGAACUUUGUAGAAAAAGUUCUCCAGAACGUACUAAAGAUAAAGAAGUUUUGUCUGUCAUUUCGUGUUUUCAAUAACACAUCUCAAAUACAUUCAUGGAUUUCUCAUGCAAUCAUGCAAAAUGUUCAGGAGCUUGAUCUAUCUUUCUAUGCAAUUUAUCCAUAUGUGAUUCCUCAGGCUAUGUUUUAUAGCACAUCAUUGGUCACCUUGAAAAUAAAAAUGAUGUCUAUGAAUACAGAACACGCAUCUCAUGUUUCUUUUCCAUGUUUGAAAACCUUACACCUAUCUGUUGAGUUCCCAAAUGAUGAUUUUACUGAAAAGAUUUUCUCUGGUUGUUCGGUUCUUGAAGAAUUGGUCUUAUUUCAAUGCUGCUUUAUGAAUUUGAAGAACGUUACAAUUUCUAAUUCCACUUUAAAGAGAUUGAAAAUACAUGACCAAGUGUUAUGUGAUGAAACUAUAGAGACUCUUUUAUUUGGAGAUAAUAUCCGUUUUCUGGUGUUCCGAAAUUUGAACAAUUUAGAGCUAAGUAUGGAAAUUGGGAUAAAGCAUAUGGUUUUGCUUUCCUUCUGUCCAGUUCUACAAUCUAUUUGUUUCUUAGAGGGAUUCAUGCACGACAAGCACAUUGGGGUGAACAAUUCAAUUUGGUCUUCGAUACCUAAAUGCAUCUCGAAUUGCCUCAAGACAAUGACCUUGAAGAAGUUUCAUGAUGUACGAAUUGUUUUGGGUUUGGGUGCGGGUACGGGUGUAAGGAAGGUGUGGCUAUGGGGUGGGAUGUGUGGGUAUAGUUAUAGGUGUGGUAUCGUGGUGUGGGAUACGGGUAAGGGUGGGCGGGUAUCGGUUUUAGGGUUUGGGUAUGGUGGUCAAGCUGAGGCGAAGUUGUAUGUAGCUAUGGGGAUUGGUGUAGUGGUUGAUGGGGUUAGGGUGGGCAUUCGGUGUGUAGGUAUAAGGUGGAGUGGGGUGUGCCUCGACAUCGAGAUGGGCUAG